Molecule: messenger RNA, 1430 nt
Organism: Puccinia graminis f. sp. tritici CRL 75-36-700-3
Lineage: Eukaryota; Fungi; Basidiomycota; Pucciniomycetes; Pucciniales; Pucciniaceae
Exons: 3
Coding region: 52-1149 (365 amino acids)
Source: RefSeq, a predicted model, not a curated record
CCAGAAUUGAAUGUAGCGGACUUCGUGGGCCUCCGGAAAUAAACAAAUAUCAUGAAGAGGCGAUGUUCUUCGUCGGGCGAACCUCGAGGGACGAGGCCUUCAAAGAGACUGCGUUCCAAAUCACACAGCGAGCCACGCCAAAAACAAUCUCAGCCGAUUGACAGUGCAGCAAAAGCACCAGCAGAAAACCAGGACGAAGAUCAAGCUCCUGCCGAAGCUCAGGAAGGGGCCGAAGCGAACGACAACCAAGCGCUUGAAGAAGCAGUCGACAAACGUAUCACGCAAGGGAUUCGGCGUUACGAGAGGGAUGACCAUUUCGAGAGGGACAUAUGGGACACGCUUAUGCAACUUGCUCAUCAACAAUCCCAGAACCUCUCCAGGUCUCUGGUCCAUUGGGGACGCAAAGGAGGGCUCCGAGAUACCAGGACAUCCAAAUCAUCCGCCAACAAAGAUCCGAAACCCUCAAAUCCCGCCCCCGAAAAUCUUGCAGCAAACACCGACGAAUCGCAAAAUCUGACAUAUGAUCCAACCGCCACUUCGUUCACAUUAUGGCCCCUUCCUACUCAAGCUUGUCCAAUCCCAGAAUGGACUUUGAAUGAAGAGUUAUGUUCCCUUGUGACUCGCAUUAAAAGAGAACGUUCACGUAACGAAGGCACAGAUAGUCCUCCAAUCGAUCACGAACUCGAGGAUGAGAAGGCGCAGAGUCUAGCCGAUCAGAACCAAAAAACGUUGAUGCAAUUAUUAAAUGACCUGUAUGAAUUCCAUCCACCCCACACAUCUUCGAUUCCGAUCUAUACGCGAGGAAAAACCUACAGAAAACUAGAUAAAGCAGCAAAGAAUAAGAGCAAAACAGAUCAGUCAACCGAUCCGAAAAAUGAAAAAGAAGUCGACUUUGGACUGAAUUGGGAGUUCGUGCUAGGAGUCGCUAGCUCAUCAACAUUCGAUAUCAAGGAGAGUGUUCUCCAGCGAGCUCGUGAAAGGUUGACUGAAAUGUACAGAGUCACGUCAGAACCUGCGAAUGGUCAAGCAACUGAUGAUCCCUUGCAAACAUCCCAGGCUGUCUCGGAUCCCAUUCAACAUUUACAACGAUACAGGGAAAUGAAGCCAUUGGCAUUAUCAUCAGACGAAUCAUCGUAUCAUUCAUGUUGAAAGAAAUUGCCUACCUGUGUCCUCUGUCCAUCUUGUCAUUUUAUCGUUCUCCUUCUUGCGCCGGUCCUAUCCAAAUAAUUCUUGUCAAAUUUGUAUACUUUUACCCGCAUGUCUCCCUGUAAAAUCACCCUUCGCAUCCCAUCGUCGAACUGCUUGAAGACUUCAUCGCUCAGUCUCCUUGAUGAUUCAAAUCAAGUUCCUGCUGUAUUUUGUAACUCGCCCAACAAGUCCUGAGCAUUUCCAGACCACGGUAUAGAAAUAUUCUAGCUUCCAGAUUGCUA